CUUCGUGCAAACCACCUGAAGGAUGAUUAUAUGUGGGUCUAUCCUUCGAACCCCUCUAUGAGGGACUGAUAAUGCCAAAGUGAUCGCAGAAGGAGUGGCUUCAACAAAGACUGAAUGAGCGACUUCAUUGCUGGACCUGAGACAUUAUAAACAACGUCCCUGGUCUUUCGCAAAUCCGUGGACCCGUCGCUGGGUCCAACGGUGUGGAACCUGCGGCCAGUAGCCUGUCCGACGUCAUGGUUAUCCACACUACGAGGCAAGACAAGCACCUUGUGUGAUUAGGACGCUGCGUCAAAUUGACGUCGGCCUCUAUCCACGCUGGUAUAAAGACCGUUUGUUGGCCUUGCUAGAAUCGGAUCAGACAAACCACUUUUUUUGCACUAAGAUCCUCAAUUAAUAUUUUGCAUAUUCACUCACAACUCAUUAAACCCACAACUUGAUACACAAUGGCCACCACAUUCAAGCUUAACACCGGCGCAGAGAUCCCUGCUGUUGGAUUCGGUACCUGGCAGGACGCCGAUGCUCAGGAGAAUGCCGUUCUCGAAGCCAUCAAGGCCGGCUACCGUCACAUCGAUACCGCCCGAGUAUACGGCACCGAGAAGGCCGUGGGCCAAGCCAUCAAGAAGAGCGGCGUCCCCCGCGAAGAGCUCUUCGUAACCACCAAGCUCUGGAACAACAAGCACCACCCCGACGAUGUCCCCCAGGCGCUUCAGGACUCGCUCAACGACCUGCAGCUCGACUACAUUGACCUCUUCUUGAUCCACUGGCCCGUUGCGUGGAAGCGUGGCGACGAGCUGUUCCCCAAGGAGAACGACAAGGCCGUUGUGGAGGACAUUGACUACGUCGACACAUACAGGGCUAUGGAGAAGCUCCUCUCCUCCGGCAAGGUCAAGGCCAUUGGAGUGUCCAACUUCUCCAAGGCCGAGAUGGAGCGCCUGCUCAAGGAAACCUCCGUCGUGCCCGCCGCCCACCAGCUCGAAAGCCAUCCCUGGUUGCAGCAGCCCGACUUCGCCGAAUGGCACAAGUCCAAGGGCAUCCACGUCACCCACUACUCGCCCUUCGGUAACCAGAACGAGGUCUACUCCAAGGAGGGUACCAUCGGCAAGAUGAUCGAGGACCCCGUCCUGGUCGACAUUGGCAAGAAGUACAACAAGAGUGGCGCCCAGGUCGCACUGGCCUGGGGUAUCACACAGGGUCACUCCGUCCUCCCCAAGUCCAAGACCCCAUCCCGAAUCCAGGCCAACCUGGAGGGAGACUUCAAGCUGAGCGACGAAGACAUGCAGAAGAUCCGCGGCAUCGACCGCAAGCUUCGCUUCAACGACAGCAGCGCCGACUUCGGUAAAGAUUUCUUCACCGACUUGGAUGGCAAGAAAUAAAAUCUCCUUUUCCCCCAACCGUCCUCGUCUUUUUUUUCUCCGAAAUUUUCACAAGCGUUCCAAUUCAACCGCAUGUGACAACAUCACACCCCCUGGCCAAAAAGAAAAGGUGGGGGGAGGGCGCAUGCUAUGUAUUAUAAUGUUAUGGAUAUGAGUCAAUGAAAUGAUAUGUCAAAAGAAAAAAUAGAUAAAUCCGAG
Molecule: messenger RNA, 1574 nt
Organism: Aspergillus aculeatus ATCC 16872
Lineage: Eukaryota; Fungi; Ascomycota; Eurotiomycetes; Eurotiales; Aspergillaceae
Product: aldo/keto reductase
Exons: 4
Coding region: 447-1376 (309 amino acids)
Cellular component (GO): cytosol
Molecular function (GO): aldose reductase (NADPH) activity
Source: RefSeq, a predicted model, not a curated record